UUCCGAUGGUCCCGCCACUUCAAUAGUGCAACUGGAAGGUACGCUUACGAAUGCAUGACAAGUAUUCAAUGGUGGGCGAAUAUGGAGUUGGUGAUCAAUGAUGUUGAGCCUCUGUACAUGUUUCUGAGAUUUGCUGACUCCGACAAGACACCUAAUUUGAGUGAGGUGAUAAUGGAGUAUCAAAGCAUGAGGCAGACAUAUGCCAGCAAGUUCAGCAGUGACUACCUCCGGUUUGAAAGGAUCAUGGCUGUGAUAGAUGCAAGGAUGAGCACAGUAAUGUCAGGCACCUAUAUGCCCACUGCUUGUGCUCUUAACCCUUACGUGCAGUACAGUUUGGGCACAUCACAAACAGUCAUGGCAGUAAUGCGCAAUGGUCUGGAGAAAAUGUUGAAUACUAAUUCUGCAGCAAUUGCAUUGCAGGAAUUUGAAACAUUCAGGACGAAGCAAGGUGAGUUCUCUAGUGACAUUGCUACCUACCAUAUGGAGCUCCACAGUUGCAAUAUCACCCACCUACUUACGUGUAUUUGCCACCAACAGACGAGCCGUAUGAGGGACCACCGGGAGAGAGAUAUGAGGACUGAAGAAUGCAGAGAAUAUGCUACGUGGACUUAGUAUGGACUAUGCCUUUGCCUUUGUUGUAUCUUUGGAUUGUAAUAAUUCUAAUGGACUUUGGAUGUAUUGCGUUGUAUGUGUGGACUUUGGACAUGAGUU
Panicum virgatum (switchgrass) is the source of this 711-nucleotide messenger RNA. RefSeq lists its product as uncharacterized. Bases 55 to 612 code for a protein of 185 amino acids. Lineage: Eukaryota; Viridiplantae; Streptophyta; Magnoliopsida; Poales; Poaceae. The record is from RefSeq and is a predicted model, not a curated record. The transcript has 3 exons.